Molecule: messenger RNA, 1110 nt
Organism: Cylicocyclus nassatus
Lineage: Eukaryota; Metazoa; Nematoda; Chromadorea; Rhabditida; Strongylidae
Source: the annotation of a GenBank genome assembly
AUGCAGUCGAAUAUUGUUACUUAUGCAGUUUUAUUCAUAUCAACUGGCAUACUCUGCUCUGGGGACAAAUCGAACUUUUUCGAAAACUCAACUUUGACCUCCGAUACCGAACUGAUACUUGCCGUAGCUAAUCAAACAGAUGGAGAAGAAAUUAUUUCUGACACAAAUGCUACUAUCCGUACUAUUCAUAUCAACACUACUCCCAUUUCCACUACAUCUACUCGUGCUCCUACACUAGCUGAACUGCCUUGGCCACGACCUGACUGUGCCGAUGGAAAUCUCACUAAUGAUCAGAGAGGCAUUUUCCUUGAUAUGCACAAUUAUUACAGAGCCAGUUUGGUUAGAGGUCAAGCAGUGGUCAAUCCUGGUUCGGGAUUAGCUCCAUCUGCAGCGCUCAUGUAUCGAAUGAAGUAUGACUGCACUGCAGAGUCAUAUGCGCAAAAGGCAGUGAGCAAUUGCAGUUCCAUCCCAAUGCCUGAGCGUGAUUUAGGAGGGCAUAAACAGAAUAUUCAUGUUUUAAGCACUGUUCAAACGACCGUAGAAGGAGCUAUCCAGAACGCCGUUCUCACAUGGUGGAGCGAAUUGGCAAGAUUUGGCUUCAGAUCCAACAUGGUGUUCUUUCCGAGUGAUAGAGUUGAAAAAGCAAACGUCACGAGCUGGUCUAAGAUGUCCUGGUGGGGCAACCAACGUCUGGGCUGCGCUGUCCAACAUUGUAACAAUUAUUAUCUGACUUCCUGCAUGUAUAGCCCCGGAGGUAAUAACGACUACUCUUACGUCUACCCUAUAGGUGCCGUUUGCUCCGAUUGUCCUGUUGGCAGCUGUGACAGCCAGUUACUAUGUCGCUGGGAAUCUGACCGAUGAUAUUAUGAUAUGUGUGGAUAAUAUGUGUGAAUUCUAACAAAUUUCUAUUUACUAUUUAUCAUUUGUACAAAAAAAGUGAAGAUGUAAUUUUUGCAGUCAUUUUCACAUAGAAAUGAUCUUCGCUUGAUAUCCGAUGUCUACUUUUCCGCGAGAAAAAGCUAAAAACCCCUCGUCAAGCACAAUUCCGGGACACAAAUUCUGUUUGAAACGUUUCAUUGAAGUGGCAGUAUCAACUUAUUUAUCCUAUAC